This is a messenger RNA of Prunus armeniaca (apricot), 438 nucleotides long. The record is from the annotation of a GenBank genome assembly. Lineage: Eukaryota; Viridiplantae; Streptophyta; Magnoliopsida; Rosales; Rosaceae.
AUGGGCGUUAUUCAGGAUACAACCUAUGUCAUUGCUCUCGGGUUAGGAUUUGAUCGUGAUGAAAAUGACUAUAAGGUUGUGAAGUUGGUGAGGUUUGCAAAAAAUGGAAGUGUGUAUGAGGCUGAAAUUGUGGUUGAGAUUUACACCCUUAGACUUUAUGCUUGGAGAAGAAUUAGCGCAAAUACUUCUGGUCAACCUGAAUGCACUUUAUUCAUUCUUGCUUUUGAUUUGGGCAGUGAGGAGUUUAAAAGGAUUAUGGUUCCUAGUCAUCAAGUGCCUACAGGUUACCCUAAAAGUCAUGUUCGAGUGCUUGAGAAAUCACUUUCAUCUUUCCAUCUAAGACAUGAGCAACUGAAUUAUUUUUGCGACAUAUGGGUUCUUGAAAUGGAUACUUGGAAGAUGACCCGCUGGAUUCUUCUAACCAAAGGGGAUUUGUAG